Vicia villosa (hairy vetch) is the source of this 1127-nucleotide messenger RNA. RefSeq lists its product as uncharacterized. Lineage: Eukaryota; Viridiplantae; Streptophyta; Magnoliopsida; Fabales; Fabaceae. The record is from RefSeq and is a predicted model, not a curated record. The transcript has 2 exons. The coding region runs from base 148 to 1032 and encodes 294 amino acids.
UAUAUCUUAUAUCUUACCCUUUAAGUCUUUAACAGCUCACUUACCAAAAUCCUAUAAAUACACCACAACAUACUACUUAAACUCAAUUCAAAAACAUUUAUCAAGCUGUUCACUACUUUCUACAAACCCAACUCAAUUAUUACAGAUAUGGAGGACUCAAUUCCAAUCAAGAUUGAGGAUAAAACACCGGUGGAUGUAAAGGAAGAGAAGAUUGAGAUAGAAAAAGAUCUGGAGAGUAAAACAGUUGACAAAAAAAGUAAGGAAGAGAAGAAACAUAAUGAUGAAGGUGGGGAUGAUGAGGAGAAAAAGAAAAGGAAGGAUAAGGAGAAGAAAAAGGAAAAGAAGGACAAAACCGAUGGAGAGGGGAAGGAAGAUGAGAUAGAGGGGAAGGAUAAGAAGGACAAGGAGAAGAAGAAAAAGGAAAAGAAGGAAAAAGAUGAGAAAACUGAUGUAGAGAAUGUUAAGGAUAAAGAAGGUGGUGAUGAAAAGAAGGACAAGAAAAAGGAAAAGAAGGAUGAGGUAAAAGAAGACAAAGACAAGGAUGGUGAAGAGAAGAAGGACAAGAAAAAGGAAAAGAAGGAGAAGGGAAAAAAAGACGAAGACAAGGAUGGUGAAGAGAAGAAGGAGAAGAAAAAGGAAAAGAAGGUAAAAGAAGAAGAUGGAGACAAGGAUGGUGAAGAAAAGAAGGACAAGAAAAAGGAAAAGAAGGACAAGAAAGAGAAAAAGAAGGAUAAAAAUGAGAAACAAGAGGGUGAAGUAGUAUCUGUAAGGGAUAUUGAUAUAGAAGAAACACUGAAGGAAUCAGAAAAAGAAGAUGAAAAGAAAGAAGGUAAAGAGAAGAAGAAGAAGAAAGAAGACAAGGGAGAGAAGAAGAAAAAAAUUUCAAAGACCAAUGAUGUUAGCAGUCUGAAACAAAAGCUUGAAAAAGUGAAUGGAAAAUUAGAAGCACUUCUGGAAAAGAAGGCUGAUAUAGAGAGGCAGAUUAAAGAAGCUGAAGAUGGAGGUCAUGAAAUUAAUGUGAAGGACAAGUGAGAGAUUUAGUAUAAAAGUUCAGAAUAUUACACUAUACCAUGGAGGGUCAUACUGUAAUCAUAUACUAUAAUGCAUUAUGAGAGUUUUUGUUGUGU